Molecule: messenger RNA, 5413 nt
Organism: Ruditapes philippinarum (Manila clam)
Lineage: Eukaryota; Metazoa; Mollusca; Bivalvia; Venerida; Veneridae
Product: mucin-5AC-like
Exons: 4
Coding region: 331-4287 (1318 amino acids)
Source: RefSeq, a predicted model, not a curated record
CACGGAACUAUAUCGUUUGCAUUUGUGUACUUAUCUGUUUAUUGCUUAAUAGUCAUAAAAUUGUAACGUUUUCUUUAGCAAGUACAAAUAUUUUCAUAACUCAUCCCUAAACAAAUUGACGCAUCUGCCAAAGUUACGUAAUUUCGGACAGAUCAAUAUGUCCGAAACAUUAUAAUGAUGUAAAUGCGAUGAUAAUUUGACAGCUAUCGAAUGCCGGCUGUCAGUACUGAUUGAGACCAUGCUAUAUCCAAUUUUCUAUCGGAACAAUAUCUUCAUACACAAAGAAAAAUAUUAAAAUACGAUUUUAUAUUUUUUAAAAAUAAUAAUAAAAUGGCGGCGGAUUUGAAACGGCUGCAUUGUUUGAAAUUAAUUUUAAUAGGAAUUGUUACUUUUAUGUUAAUCGAUUUGUUAGCAGCACAACAAUACAGAGGUCGCUCCAGGUUUCCGACAAGAUGGAAUCCUGGAAAUUUACCUCAAAGGUCAAGGUCACAGUUCAGUCACAGAACAAUACGAAUACAGAAUCCACUUCGAGGCAGCAUCACGACACCAAGGUAUAGACCAAUCAGAACACAGGAAACUUUUGCCGCUCGAAAUGCAAUCCGCUCUCAACCAAUCAGAACACACGGAAGAUUGUCUGACCUUAGCAGAGGUCAACAUCGACCAAUCAGCUUCCAGUUACCUCGACUCAGUGAAGUGAAUGUUCCUUCUGUUCAACGGUCGCGGAUCCAAGAAAGAGGUAAUAACAAUGGACCGAUGUACAUGAUGUCAAGGUCACAAAGUUUGCAGCAGACACAACGGAGACAAAUGAUAAGCGAUCAAAUGACUAGACCACGUGAUCAACUUAGACAGCGCAUUGCAACACGACAGCAGCAGCAGCAGUUCCAAACGAGGUCGGCAGGUGCUAAUAGAAUACCACAACGCGCCCUCGUACAAAGUCAACGAUCGGGCGGUAUUCCUAAUAUUGACUCACACAACCGCAGAAGUCCACAGGCGAGAAUAAUAUCUGGUCUACCAAGAUUAAGCAUUUCGCCGAUUCCACGACAACCAAGCAUCUCUGUGUCACAGAUUUCCAGAAGGAGGCUCAGCAGUCAAGGUAUUCAAAGCUUGAGGCCAGAUCAGCAAACAAAACGUGUUCCGACUAACAUAUUGCGACAGAGUUCAGUGGUGUCUUCAAAUCGAAAUCUGCCACGUGUUGUUUCCAGGGUAAAACCAAAAAUAUCGCAAGAAAAUCCAUUGAUUGUAUCUACAGUGCAGAAACCUCAAGGUGUUAAUACAAUAAAUCUACAACCGAUAAUCGGAACACAUCAACAAUUUACCAAUCUUGUUCCUCAAACUCAACACCAGACGAGUGCUUCCCAUCAGCAGACCCAAGUAGUUGUACCAGAAAGCCAACCAGUCCACACAGUUGCACUGCAAACACAACAACAGACGCCAGUUAUCGCGACAAAAGGUCAAUCGGUACUCAUUGCUACACCGGAAAUAAAGCAGCCGACAUUACAAGUGAACCAGGUGACCGGGAAUAUAGCUGUUCAGCAAGCGAUCACUGCUCAAGGAAACACUGCUUUACUACAAGGUGUUGGCCAAAGUGUCUUGCCAGUAGACGUUCCCAAUGCACAACAAAGUACGGUUCAAUAUAUCCCGGUUGCAGGUAGCGCGGCCGUUCAGACACCCGGAACCAAUCCUUCAAGCGUUGGGUCAUCUGAUAUAGUCUUUGAGGAGCUUGUAAAUGCUUUCACGGCUGUUUUAGAGAACCCGACUGGUCAACAGACGCCUGCAGUCCAAACAAAUCCGAUUGUGCAUAACAUGCAUCCUCAGACAGCGUUACAGAGCACCAUACAAAUACAUCCACAGUCUCAGGGAGUUCUACAACACGGAGGAAUUGUUCAGUCGCAGCCAGGUAUUGUACAACACGGAGUUAUGCAACACGGAGGAUUUGUCCAGCCUAUGACUGCAAUGCAUAAUGGAAUGUUUGGUGGCCACAUGCACGGACACCAAUUUGGUUUCAUGAAUCCAUGGAUGAUGGGAGGCAUGGAUUCAGCAAUGAUGCAGGAAAUGAUGUUCGGGGAUACCACAGACCCUCCAGACCCGGUUGCUACAACUACAACGGCUGCUCCGACAGUUGCGGCAGCCCCAGAUCUCAGUGCCAAUAAUACUUCUCCUAUUCUUGCUAUGGUGAAUACAUCUGCGGUAUCACAAGCAUCAAAUCAACAUAUAAAUGUCUCUACAAAAGGUGUUGUUGAUUUAACAUCAAAGCCUUUGUCCGCAGGCACCUCUAUAACUGUUACUCAACCAGAAGUAGCGACACCAGUGAAGACCUCUGUAGACAUAGUCCAGGUAGCAGAACAAAAGACGCCAGUUGUUGCUGAUAUGUUGAACGCUGAUGUUACGUUAGUGUCCAAUGUUAUUCCAGAGCGAGUUAACGUCAUGACAGUCCCUGAUGCUAUGCAAGGUCCAGUUGCAACAAAUAUACAUCAAAGUGAGCUUGCACAUGUAGCCGCAAAAGCUGACAUUUCAAUUACGCCCGAGGUUAUUCCUAACACUAUUGGCGUACUGAAGGUUCCUGAUGGUGUUCAAAGUCCAGUGCAAGCAGACAUACAUCAAACAAAGCCUGCACCUGUAGAAUCUGGUGCUCAAACUGACAUCGUGAUUAAACCAACAUUGCAACCUGCAAUCACUAAAGCUUCGAUGACCUUGGAGGAAAAACUAAUGGCAGAAGUUAAAGCUAUGUUAGCGAAUACACAAGUUGACAUGUCGAUGAUCUCUCAAGUAGUUGGGCAAGUUGCCAACGAACUUAGUGGAGCAGCCGUGGAACACUUACCGUCCGCCUCGCAGCUUGGCCUUGAAACGCUUGUCCCCGAUCCUUCCGCGAAGAAAUUAUCGAAGAAGGAGAUUGUUAGUGAAUUAAUUGGCUCUACUAGAGGAGUUGUUGUGUACCCACCAACCCCACCUUCAGUAAAUGUCGAGUUAAGAGCAAAGGAGGUUCAAGCAAACGUCAUUAUUAAAACCAAACAGAUGCCUAAUGUUGUCCAAAAUGACACUUCAACAGGCUUGAGGUCUGAGAAACUUAUCUUAAAAGAAAAGAAAAUGCCACAUAUAACGCCUGCCGUCCCUGCAACUACCAAACUUCCUCCGCAUGUAGACAUUCCAACACUUCCUCCCAAGACCGGAAAUAUUGAUCAAUCACCGGAAGUUUACAGAACGCUUCAGACUAUCUUGGAUCAUAACCCAUCUGCACUCGUAAAAGUUCUUGAUAACACAGCCGUGCCUAUAACACCAGGGCCUAAGAUAAGUGUUAAAAGCCUUGUUGACAUAGACCCUCAAAGCAAUCUGCCUAACUUACAAUCUAUUCUUACUGACAUAUCAACUGCUAAUAAAACCAACAUCUCAAAUAAUACCUCAAACACACCUCAACUUAGAAAAACUGAAACCCGAUUUGAGCCAAUUGUGAAUACAUUAAAUGGCGGAAACAAAGAAAAUAGUUCUUCAAUGUCAGAUUUGCCUAAAAUGAAUGAUAUGAAAGUACAACCACUUAUGGACGGAGCAUCAUUGAUUAAAGGGAAUGAUAUCACAUAUGAAGCAUUUUCAUCAAAUUUACCCACAAUGCCUUUUUUACCAGCAAAAAAUGCGGAUACAACAGAUAGUGCGCCUCCUACAGAUACUGUGGCUCCUACAGAUGCUGCGGCUCCUACAGAUACGAUUCCACUUGCAGAAACUCAGGUUCCAACCACCCCCGGUCCAAUAUUCAAUGGAUCAGAAGAGGCAUCUUCAACCACUGACCAGACAUGGAGUUUCAGUACUGUUUCCCCCUUUGUUAACGCUGAAACCACGACUGACGUAUCCAAAUCUGCUACUACAGCAAACGCUGAAGGCGUUCCUGUGAAUGUAUCAGAGCAUGUGAAUAUAAAUGCGCCAAAGCUAGCAAAUAUGGAGGGCGUACCUGUACAUAUGGAGCGAAUACCAACUACAGAACAUUCUCCUGAAAACUUAGACGCAACUGGUGCUUUAUCUAUUCUACAGGAGAUCAAAUCUUUCGGUCCAAACUCAUCGUCUAGUAAACAUGAUGCUAUUGCAAAUAAACUUUCUGAUCCUGAUUAUGUGAACAUGUUACGAGAUUUGUUAAAAGCUAUGAUGAGCAAAGCAAGUGUUACAACGACUCCGGUGCCAUUAUGGACCGAUGCCCAAGAAUUCUUCACUACGUCAUUUCCUGUCUCUACUACGAAUUUACCUAUCUCCUCGACUGAAGAAUAUGAAGCGGAAGAUUUUAUAACAGAAACUCCUGCUCCAUGAUUUAUUCCAUUUGAGAAAUAAGUUUUUAACUGUGUGUGUGGUAAUGAUGAUGAUGAUGAUGAUGAUGAUAUUGGUUCCUGGAACUCAUUCUGUCAGCUUAUUAAACGAAAUAAUCUGAUUUUGAAAUAACUGAAUGAAUAUUCAUUUUAAGAAAUCUAUUACAGAUCAUGUAUUUGGGUUUUUUUAUUGUUAAUAUAAUCAUGUGUCUCAUCUCUUUGUGGAAAUUUUCAGAAGUUUCAUUCUUCUAUACAGGCUACAAGAGCUUCAUCGAUUUUAUAGGUCGCCUUGGAAUCAUAUUUGUUCAUUUUAUGAUAUUCUUAGUUGUUCUUAAGUAAACCUUAAACCUAAGUAUUUUCAUUGAGAUAAUUUAUCUCCAAAUUUUGAACUUGCUACUAGUUAUUGCCGUUGAAGUUAGUUUUCUUCAUUUACUUACAUUUUAAUAUAGUUAAUAUGGUUCAACAUUGGCAUGAAAGCCAGUUUACCACUCGCACUUGUUUUUACAGUGAAGCAUGCGUUUACAGUUAGUUUACCACAGAAGCUGGUUCACCACUUUACUUUACAUGCUGGGAAAAUUGUCGUCUGCUCAAAUGUCGCCAGCAUUUUUGAUCUGAUACCAAGCCAUUAUUAUCACUCUCAGCAAAUUAAGGGUUUCAGUCACUGUACCAAUUGUUAUGAUUUAUUUACUGCUAUAAAAGAUGUAUACAUGACAAGUUCAGUAUUUCUACCAUAUUUAUUCAUCAGUCAUACUUUUGCCAUAUUUGUCUCUAUUUAUACAUUUUUCAUUUUAUUUAUUUUCGUUAAUAUUAAAGUGUAUAAAGCUAUAUCUUUAAAACUGUCUUUUUUGAUUAACAUAUAUGCAUAUUGUAAGUAAACAGAAUGGAAGUUUCGGCAACAAAAUUUUAUGCGGCUAUUUUUAGUAGAGUUAUAUAACUAUUUAGAAAUGAUUGUGUGCACGCGCAUGCGCCAUUCACCUGAAAGAGGAUGCUUCCAAAAUACCUUUAUGGAAGUUUAUAAUGUUGCAUAUUUCUUUAAGAUUCAAACAAUGAUUUUGUCAUCUACAGGCAGCAGAUAUAUAGCUUUAUACACUUUGAGAUGUCAUUAUAAAAGUUUGUUAUGCAUUAAAUUA